Messenger RNA from Daphnia carinata, 4261 nucleotides. It is a transcript of the gene brat, whose product is annotated as brain tumor protein-like. The coding region runs from base 230 to 3037 and encodes 935 amino acids. Gene Ontology annotation, biological process: negative regulation of translation. The record is from RefSeq and is a predicted model, not a curated record. NCBI's taxonomy places the organism in Eukaryota, Metazoa, Arthropoda, Branchiopoda, Diplostraca, Daphniidae. The transcript has 3 exons. Gene Ontology annotation, molecular function: protein binding; mRNA 3'-UTR binding; translation repressor activity.
AGAGCUGCUGCCUGAACAAGAUCUGUUACACACGACAAGCACGCGCAACGUCAUGACGGCAUCAUCUUUGUGGUGAAUCUCCAAUGCUCGUUAUUUUUCAACCUUUUACUCAACACUUCGUCACAACGUUUUAAGUUUACCAGUGCCAUUUGCAACCAGUGUCUAUCGUUAAUAUCGUUGCCCGGUUAAUAACAGACGCUUGGAGUGCGAUCGUUUAUAUUUUUUCGUCAUGGCAUCUUCGCCUAGUCCGUCCUCGUUGGAUUCGGUCGGCACAUCACCACUUGGUUCCUUUUCCGAUCCCAACGAGCAUCCGCUCUUGGCUCGUGAUCUCGGUCUCGGCCCUCUGGUCGGUUACGGCGAUAGUGGCGUCUUCAACGGAAUGAAUUCCACGGCAUUUUCCUCCUCCUCAAUGCUGCACAAUUCGGCUCUUAGCCUCUACCUCAAUGGAUUGGGAAGUAGCAGCAAUCUGGAAUCCGGAUCCGCUCUCAAGGACAACUUGAGCAUGGGGAGCAGUGGAACGAGCAGUCGGCCACCUAGCGGUGGAUUGCCCGGUUGCAAUUCAAGUACCAGCAGCAGUGGCGUCUCCAGCCCCGGAUUGGCUACUAAAUGCGCUGUUUGCGGCGUCGGUGACUCCUUUUCCGUUCUGCCCAAAGUUCUUCCUUGUCUGCAUGCUCUUUGUCAAAUGUGCUGGGACAAGCAGCAAAUGAACGAAGGGAUGACAACUGAUUUGCUGGACAAGAGUACUUGCUGCCCGGUUUGUAAAGCCGAUUGCCUCAUGUCCCCGCCUUCUCACCAAGGAUCGUCUUCUUCAUCAAGCCUUUUCAAAGAUUUCUCCUCGACGCUCCACAUGCUCGAGACGCCAGCCACAACUCCGCUUUCCGAAAACAAUGGAUGGAACUCGGCCACUUGCACUGCUUGCAAGGCCAAGGAUCCCGUUUUGGCUGUCGCCAAGUGUUUCGAUUGCGCUUCGCUACUCUGCACUUCGUGCGUCCUGGCUCAUCAAUUUAUGCUUUGUUUCGAGGGACAUCGACUCAUGACGUUGGCCGAGCUAGCAAAUCCGUCUUCGUCGUCGACCAACUUCACCAACAGCAAAACCGCCAGCAGGCCCUGUGUCCGCCAUCGUGGAGAAUCGGUGACUCUCUACUGCCACACUUGUUCCGUCCCGGCAUGCACCCAGUGCUUGUUGAUGGAACAUAGCGGCCCAGCUCACGACAUCGAGGCUCUCAACGAAGCGGCUCCUCGCCUAGCUCAUCAACUAAACCGUACUCUGAAUGAUGCCCGCGCCAAGGCUGCUGAACUCAAGACCGUCGUCCAAGCUGCCGAGUCUGCUGUCAACAAGAUGUCCAAUCAGCUGUCCAAGGCUCAGACGGAUGUCACUGAAACAUACCAUUUUUACCGUGCCGCUUUGGAUGAGAGGCGCGAAGAGUUACUCCGUGAAUUGGAGAGCGUCUACAACAAUAAGCAGACUACACUCAACGAUCUUGGACACAAGACACAGGAAGCAGUGGAACGUAUUCUCAAGACGUGCAGCUUUGUCGAACGCCUUGUGAAGCAAUCAUCUCCCGUCGAGGCUCUUCUCUUCAAGAAAGAACUUGAUGCCAAAUUCGCUGCCCUGUUCGCUUUCUGCCCACCUGAUUUGAACCUUCAAGGCUCCCUCGAUGUCGAGUUCAUGUCCAACUACAAAGCCAUUCAGAUUGGAGUCCGCAACACGUACGGCUACAUCCGGUCGACUAACGAGCCCAACACACCUGGAUCUUUCAAUGCAGCUGCAGCUGCCGCCGCCGCCGCUUCGAAAAUGCAGCCACCCAUCGCUCGACCCACUUCGAUGCUGUUGGGUUCCAAUUACUCGGUCAAUGGAGUCAAUCUGACCCUCAACAAUGGACGUUUGAGCCCAGCUGGUAGCUUGGCCACACCAAAUGGCGAUUCACAUUUCAUGGCUAAGAGAUUCCCAACAUCGGCGUCGAGCAACAGCUUUGGAUUGGGAUUGAAUGACCUCGGCUUGGGUACCCCCACUCUGUCGCAACCACCGACUUAUGAAAAAUGGAGCAAUAAUGCCGGAGGAUUUGAUUCGUUCCAGAUGCCACCUUCCACCAUGCGCUCAGACGGAUCGUCGAUGACGUCGAUGGCCAACGACCCAUCGCUCUUCGAACUCUCCAAGCUUAUGUCCAACACUUCGCUCUAUCCUCCGCGCUCGCAGAUUAAACGCCAAAAGAUGAUUUACCACUGCAAAUUUGGUGAAUUCGGUGUUAUGGAGGGCCAGUUUACUGAACCGUCUGGUGUGGCCGUUAAUGCUCAAAAUGACAUUAUCGUUGCUGAUACCAACAACCAUCGCAUCCAGAUCUUCGACAAGGAAGGGCGCUUCAAGUUCCAGUUUGGCGAAUGCGGCAAGAGAGAUGGCCAAUUGCUGUACCCUAAUCGCGUUUCGGUCGUGAAAACCUCCGGUGACAUCAUCGUUACUGAGCGUUCGCCCACUCAUCAGAUCCAGAUCUACAACCAAUACGGACAAUUCGCACGCAAGUUCGGUGCCAACGUGUUGCAACAUCCCCGCGGCGUUACUGUCGACUCCAAGGGCCGUAUCAUCGUGGUCGAGUGUAAGGUGAUGCGUGUCAUCAUUUUCGAUCAGAUGGGCAACGUACUGCACAAAUUUGGCUGUUCGAAACACCUAGAAUUCCCCAACGGUGUGGUGGUGAACGACAAGCAGGAGAUCUUCAUCUCGGACAACCGUGCUCACUGCGUCAAGGUUUUCAGCUACGAAGGUGUCUUUCUGCGUCAAAUUGGUGGCGAAGGUCUGACCAACUAUCCCAUCGGUGUUGGCAUCAACUCUGCCGGCGAGAUCCUAAUCGCCGACAACCACAACAACUUUAACUUGACCAUCUUCACUCAGGAUGGACAGCUGAUCUCGGCGCUCGAAUCCAAGGUCAAGCAUGCCCAGUGCUUUGAUGUAGCCCUCCUCGACGAUGGUUCCGUCGUCUUGGCCAGCAAAGAUUAUCGUCUAUACGUCUACCGUUACGUGCAAAUCCCUCCUCUGGCGUUAUAAUCGGUCGUUGAUUUUUUUUUCCUUUUUCAUUCUAUUUUCGCGCCCUCCAUACAUUAUCUCUUGUCAAUCUACAUAUCCCCUUGGGUCUUAUCGUCAGGAACCAGAAGUUCCCGAUUUUUCGCAUCUCUCCAGCGACGGGGGGAUUUGAAUAAUGCACUUAUAUCGAUCUUGUUUUUAAUCAAUAAUUGGUUGAACAUUUUUUUUUUUUUGAGUUCGCAUCAGUCGACUCGGUAGUUCGACUUGGUAGAAGAAGAAAAAAAAACGAACUAGUCAUGAAAUUAUCGGAUGUAGCUCCGGAGAAAUCAAUCUCCCCCCUUUUUUGUAGCCAGCUCGAGGGAAAGAAAAAUUGUGGAACGUUUUGGCCAAGGUUUGGCGAAAACCUCAUAUUGAAAAAAAAAAAAGAAAGAAAAGAGAAAGUUUUUGAAUGGAUUUUUCAAGUCAAGUAAAGAUAAAAGAAAGUUCUCCGCGAAAAAGAAAACGUUGACUCUGAGACUUGGUUAACAUAGCAGCUGUCGUGCAGUUUAGCAAUAGCUCCUUUAUUUUUUGCUCUCAUUUUUUUUUUUUAAUUGGGUAGUUUGAGAAAUGCUCACGAAAUGAUUAGAAUGUUGGCUUUGUUGUAUCAACGGUACAGCCCCCCUUACCCUCCUGCGCCAGUUCUUUUUGAUGGUAGUUUUUAUUUUUGUUUAAUACUUUUGUUGGCCGUAAGUAAUAAGAAGUGGGAAAAGAAUUUCUUUGUUUGCUUGUAUAACUAUGUCAUGAUGCGCCCGUCAUCCUGGGAUCCAAAAAGAAACAAAUCUUUGGGCUCGUGGACCAAUCCGAAUCUAUCCAAACUGUCUUCUUCUCUCUUUCGUAAAAACUAUCACUCAGAGGCUCAACUGAUCAAGAACGUGCACAAUCCUGUUGAUCCGUUUUAAAAAAAUUUUUUCUCGAAUUCCUCAAAACUUAUGAAGCACUCUUCAAGUAUUGUCAUUUCGAACAAGUCAUUACUCUCGGCCUGUGAUAGGAGUUAAGCCUCACUAUUCUUUCUCUGGUUAACUAUUACUGCUUUUUCUCUUUAAAAACAACAAGUUUCGCCUUUUGCAAUGGCAACCAUCUUCAUUCUUUUUUCUUAUUAUUAUUAUCUACUAGAAAUGUUAACGAGAUGACUCCUCUUUCUGUGAUGUGGUCGCUCUCUUUUCACAAGCUUUUCUGCCACACUCCUCGGCUAUGAUCUCGUCAGUUAAA